Messenger RNA from Lodderomyces jiufengensis, 1794 nucleotides. It is a transcript of the gene MRE11, whose product is annotated as MRX complex nuclease subunit. Gene Ontology annotation, biological process: mitochondrial double-strand break repair via homologous recombination; mitotic intra-S DNA damage checkpoint signaling; double-strand break repair via homologous recombination. Gene Ontology annotation, cellular component: Mre11 complex; nucleus. Gene Ontology annotation, molecular function: DNA endonuclease activity; 3'-5'-DNA exonuclease activity; manganese ion binding. NCBI's taxonomy places the organism in Eukaryota, Fungi, Ascomycota, Pichiomycetes, Serinales, Debaryomycetaceae. Bases 1 to 1794 code for a protein of 597 amino acids. The transcript has a single exon. The record is from RefSeq and is a predicted model, not a curated record.
AUGCCCCUAGUUGAUCAAAUUGAAGACGGUGAAGAUACAAUAAGAAUUUUAUUGACAACAGAUAACCAUGUUGGUUAUUCAGAAAAUGAUCCAAUAAGAGGUGAUGAUAGCUGGAAAACAUUUGAAGAAAUUACAGAAAUUGCAAAAAAUUCCAAUAUAGAUAUGAUGAUUCAAGGUGGAGAUUUAUUUCACAUCAACAAACCUUCAAAAAAAUCAAUGUAUCAUGUAAUGAAAUCUUUAAGAAAUAACUGUAUGGGGGAUAAACCAUGUCAAUUAGAAUUAUUAAGUGAUCCAAAAUUUUGUUUAUCAAACGGGUUUGAUGAUGUCAAUUAUGAAGAUCCAAACUUAAAUAUUUCAGUUCCCGUUUUUGCAAUAAGUGGUAAUCAUGAUGAUGCAACUGGUGAUGGAUUGUUAUCAGCUUUAGAUGUUUUAGCAGUUUCAGGUUUAGUAAAUUAUUUUGGUAAAGUUAAAGAUACUGAAUCCAUAACCGUAAAACCUAUAUUAUUACAAAAAGGUAGAACAAAAUUAGCAUUAUAUGGAAUGUCAAAUGUAAGAGAUGAAAGAUUACAUAGAUUAUUUAGAGAUGGAGGAGUUAAAUUUGAAAGACCAAGUAUUGAUAUGAAUGAUUGGUUUAAUUUAUUUGUAAUUCAUCAAAAUCAUGCAAUGCAUACUUUUAAAUCUAGUAUACCUGAAAAUUUUUUACCUCAUUUUCUUGACUUUAUAUUAUGGGGUCAUGAACAUGAAUGUAUUCAUCAUCCUGUGCAUAAUCCAGAAACUUCAUUUGAUGUUUUACAAGCUGGUUCUUCUAUUGCAACAUCAUUAUCUGAAGGUGAAGUAGCUGAUAAAAAAGUAUUUAUCUUAAAAAUUAAAGGAAAUGAUUAUUCUAUCGAAUCUAUUGAAUUGAAAACUGUCAGACCAUUUGUUUUGAGUGAAAUAUCUUUAUCCAGGACUGAUUUAAUUCCAGGAGCUGCUUCAAAAGCUGAUGUCAUUGCUUUUUUGGUUGAUGAAGUUGAAAAAGCUAUUGAAAAAGCAAAUUUAUCAUAUAAAAGAAGUCAUCCAGAUUUAACUGAAGAUUCAGAAAUACCACUUCCACUUAUAAGACUCAGGGUUGAAUAUAGCGGUGGUUAUGAAAUAGAAAAUGUUCGAAGAUUUUCUAAUCAAUUUGUUGGUAAAAUCGCCAAUGUCAAUGACGUUGUUCAAUUUUACAAAAAGAAAACUGUAGGUACUACAGCUAUUAAAAAGACCAAGUUCCAUUACGAUGAAAAUCCAGAAGAUACACCUGAAGAAAAAAAAGAGCUCCAAUUAAGUGAUAUAAUUCAAGGAUUUCUCAAACAAGCAGAUAUGGUCUUGAUCCCACAAUUAGGAAUAGAUAAUGCAGUUCAGGGUUUUCUAAAAGAUGAUAAAUCAUCCCUUACUUCAUUUAUAAAAAAGGAAACUUCAACAGCUGCUGAAAAAUUAAAAAGUGUUGAUCUUGCUGAAGAUGAUGCUGCUGAAAAUGAUGAUUCCAAAAUGAAAAUGAAACAUUUACUAGCGCAAUUGAGAACUAGCUCAUCGGAACCACUAACUAAUGAAAGUAUCACAACAAAGCCAAAAACGAAUAGAAAACAACAAUCUCAAAAACCGGCAAAACGGUCAAAAACGAAAGUAAUUGAAAUAUUAAGUUCAAAUGAAGAAGAAGAUAAUGAUGAUGAUGAUGAUGAUGACGAAGCUAUGUUAAGCUCUGAUGAGUACAAUCCAAGAGUAGAUAGAGGAAGGGGAAGAGGAAGAGGGAGAGGGAGAAGAAGAGGAAAUUAA